Molecule: messenger RNA, 2955 nt
Organism: Penaeus chinensis
Lineage: Eukaryota; Metazoa; Arthropoda; Malacostraca; Decapoda; Penaeidae
Product: probable 2-oxoglutarate dehydrogenase E1 component DHKTD1, mitochondrial
Biological process (GO): tricarboxylic acid cycle
Molecular function (GO): oxoglutarate dehydrogenase (succinyl-transferring) activity; thiamine pyrophosphate binding
Source: RefSeq, a predicted model, not a curated record
ACCUUAGAGGAGAGGGAAUGGUUUGCUGCAGCCUUCGAAAGCCUCCCUGAUGAGAGCCUCAGUAACGAGGAGAAAGUGAGCCUGGCAGUGGGCAUGCUUCACUCACAAGCUUUCGACCAGUUCUUGGCCACCAAGUUCCAGAGUGUGAAGCGGUACGGGGCGGAAGGAGCUGAGACUAUGACUGGGUUUUUCACUGAGACCUUUAGGCAGCUUGUGGAAGAUAAUGUUGAACAGUGUAUCAUAGCCAUGGCUCACCGAGGUCGGCUCAACCUCCUGACAGGCGUGCUGCAGUUGCCGCCAGUGGUCAUGUUCCAGAAGAUGAAGGGCCUCUCGGAGUUCCCUCCUGAAAUCAAGAACUCGGGAGAUGUUUUGUCACACUUGACAAACUCCCUGGAUUUGGAGGUUGGGGAAAACAAGUUCCUCCAUGUCACCAUGCUACCCAACCCCUCUCACUUAGAGGCUGUGAACCCCGUGGCCUGUGGCAAGACACGAGCCCGCCAGCGAAGCCUUGGGGAGGGCCACUUCUCCUCAGAGCCCUCUGCGCGACCCGGGGAUAAGGUCGUCUGCCUCCAGGUCCAUGGAGAUGCGGCUCUGUCGGGCCAGGGGGUCAUGCAGGAGACUCUGGCCUUGUCGGGCGUGCCGCACUUCGACAUCGGUGGGGCCCUGCACGUGUCCAUCAACAACCAGGUGGGCUACACGACCCCUGGAGAGCGGACGCGCUCAACAAGAUACUGCACUGAUAUUGCCAAGAUGUGCAGCAUGCCAGUCAUUCAUGUCAACGGAGACGAUCCUGAGGAAAGGCUGGCUGUGGUGAAAGCAGCCCGACUGGCAGUGCAGUACCAGAGAAAGUUCCGCAGAGAUGUGUUUGUCGAUUUAGUGUGCUGGCGGAGGUGGGGCCACAAUGAGCUCGACAAUCCUCGCUUUACCAACCCUUCCAUGUAUCGCACCAUCGAUGCACGCAAGAGUGUGCCAGAUUCAUAUAUCGAUACCCUGGUGGCAGAAGGCCUCAUGACACGAGAAGAUGUCAUGAAAAUUGUCUCGGAGAGGAUGAGCUUUUUGGCAGAGCAGCAUAAGAAAGUGGAUACUUAUGUCCCAAAGGCAGCGCAUCUCAAAAGGCAGUGGUCAGGCUUGGUGCAGGCCCCAAGUUCCAUCGAAGUGUGGGACACAGGUGUUGAUAUAGCCAGCCUGAAGUACCUAGGAGCCAAGUCUGUCAACCUGCCUGAAGAUUUUAAUAUCCACCCACACCUCAAGAAGACUCAUGUAGAGACACGUUUGAAAAAGCUAAUGGAAGGAACUGGGCUGGACUGGGCAACAGCAGAAGCCUUAGCAUUUGCCACAUUGCUAAAUCAAGGCCACAACAUCCGCAUUAGUGGACAGGACGUUGGCCGAGGAACCUUCUCCCAGCGGCAUUGCAUGUUCGUUGACCAGGUGGAUGAUGCAAUGCACAUCCCUCUAAACCACAUGAGCAAAGACCAGAGCACCCACCUGGAGGUUGUGAACAGCAUCCUUUCAGAGGAAGCUGUGUUGGGCUUUGAGUAUGGGGUGUCCCUGGAAAGCCCCAACACCCUGUGCAUCUGGGAAGCACAGUUUGGGGACUUCUACAAUGGCGCGCAGAUCAUGAUCGAUACCUUUGUCUCCAGUGGGGAAGCAAAGUGGCUGACCCAGAGUGGUCUGAUGAUGAUCCUACCCCAUGGCUAUGAUGGAGCGGGACCAGAACACUCGUCGUGCCACAUUGAGAGAUUCCUGCAGAACUGUGACUCAAAAGAAGACCAGCCAGAUGGAGAAGAUGUUAACUGGGGGAUUGUCAAUCCAACGACUCCUGCUCAGUACUUCCACUUGCUCAGGAGACAGCAACUACGAAACUUUCGGAAGCCUUUGAUCGUUGCCGGGCCCAAGAUUCUGCUGCGGUUGCCAGCUGCCACAUCAAGCCUGGAGGACAUGGCCCCGGGCACCCACUUCAUGCCAGUCCUUGGAGACACUGAGAUCCCACCAGAGAGUGUCCGUAAGGUCGUCUUUGUCAGUGGGAAGUAUUACUAUGCACUCAGGGCAGAGAGGCAAGCACGAGGCAUCAGGGACAUGGCCAUCAUUCGCUUGGAGGCGCUGUGCCCCUUCCCCACACGCGAGAUCAACGAGGAGCUAGCCAAGUACAAGAAGGCUAAGGUAUUUGUGUGGUCGCAAGAGGAGCAUCGCAACAUGGGGGCCUGGUUCUUCAUCCGACCCAGAUUUGAAAACCUUUGCGCAACUAAGUUGCAAUACGCAGGCCGAGAGGUUCUUGGGACUCCGGCUGUGGGCAUUGGUGAAUGGCACAAGAAGGAGAGCCAGAGUAUUAUUGAGCAGACUUUUGCCCUCUGAGACCAGGUUGGCUGCCCAAUUCUAUCUUUUUUCCAACCCCAAUGAGAUUUUGUUUUCCACACAUAGGGAGAUUAAUAUUAUAUUUGUUGAGCUUGUGUUUUUGAAAUAUAAAAGUGUAUUAUAGAUUUUUUUUUUUUUUUUUGAGUAUAAGAAUUCUGUCUUUGUUAAAAAUUGUUGUGUAAAUUUGUUAUCCUUUUGUAUGGUUGAGCUUGCAAAGCCAGUGAUAUAGUAUUCUGAAGUGUCAUUUCUGUUGCUUUAAACGAUUUAUGAGAUUUAUUGUCAUGUUCACAAAUGGGGAAUUAUUAGUAAAUUUCAUUAGCUCACGUAAUAAGGCUUUUUUCCUGUCUUUUUACUGAGAGAUGUUAGAUCGCACUUAAGAAGGAAUGUAAAUGAGUGCUUCCAUGUUUAGCCUUACCAAUUAUAUAUUAGUCUUGUAUAACACAGCCUUGCAUAUACUAUAGCAAGGUACAUACCUCAUUGUAAGGGUUGCUGGCAGCAAUUUUGUGAAGUUGCAAAACCCUGGAGUAUUUUCUCACAUUCGCACAAAGUCCUGACUCUUUCUUGGUUGAACUUUGUGAUUUCUAUUAAAAGAAAAAAAAAAAC